This is a messenger RNA of Saccharomyces paradoxus, 249 nucleotides long. It is a transcript of the gene RPS27A, whose product is annotated as 40S ribosomal protein eS27. Lineage: Eukaryota; Fungi; Ascomycota; Saccharomycetes; Saccharomycetales; Saccharomycetaceae. The record is from RefSeq and is a predicted model, not a curated record. Gene Ontology annotation, cellular component: cytosolic small ribosomal subunit; ribosome. Gene Ontology annotation, molecular function: structural constituent of ribosome; RNA binding. The transcript is spliced from 2 exons. Gene Ontology annotation, biological process: ribosomal small subunit assembly; translation. Bases 1 to 249 code for a protein of 82 amino acids.
AUGGUUUUAGUUCAAGAUUUAUUGCACCCAACUGCAGCCUCUGAGGCAAGAAAGCACAAAUUAAAGACCUUGGUCCAAGGUCCAAGAUCUUACUUCCUGGACGUUAAAUGUCCAGGCUGUUUGAAUAUCACUACAGUUUUCUCACACGCCCAAACUGCGGUCACCUGUGAAUCCUGCUCAACAGUCUUGUGCACCCCAACUGGUGGUAAGGCAAAGCUUUCUGAAGGUACAUCUUUCAGAAGAAAGUAA